Thamnophis sirtalis is the source of this 6725-nucleotide messenger RNA. The record is from RefSeq and is a predicted model, not a curated record. Lineage: Eukaryota; Metazoa; Chordata; Lepidosauria; Squamata; Natricidae.
AGGCCCAGGCAGCACAUUUCCAGAUGUCCAUCCGAGCAAUUGUUCCACCAAGAGGCAUGCAAGUGAAGAUGACUUGAGGAAGCGGCUGAAAUCCCAGGGGUCACCAGUACUGUCGACCGGAGGUGCUUUGCGCGGCACUUCCUCUUCUGACUACAUCCAAGAGCCAAAGUUCUAUCAGUCCGGACAUCCUGGGCAAAAGACAUCGGUGUGCCUGGCAGAGAAAGCCUUGCCGUAUAGCAUGCUCAGCUUCCCAGAAGGUUCUUGCACUGUGUUAAGUCAAGAGCACAAGUCUAGUUCCUUGCACCAAACAGAGGCGUCCGAGAGGUACAAAAGCCUCCAUACCCAGAGCAGCGUCAAGUCUGAAGACUUGCUGGCAUCCAGUGUUCCUGCCUGCCCUGCUGACGUUCAAGACUUGGAGGAAACCACCACACAGGACCGAGCUGCCAAAACUUUCUCCAAUGCCACCUUGGCCUCGGGGAGGUGUAACAUCGAUAGCAUCAUCUCCCUGUUGAAAAGCAAGUGUGGCAACGGCAGAAUCAACCUCUACCCUGUGGUGCAGCUCAUAGACAUUAUGAAGGACAUUGACCGACUCUCCCAGGACUUGAAGAGCUGUGGCGUUCACUUAGACUGCAGUGGCUUGCAAUUUGAUAGCCAUCUGCCACUUAGUGAGGAAGGCCGAGGACAAGGUCUUCAUUAUAGCUUCUACUCCUCCCCCAUGCUGGCCAACAGCAUCCGCAGUCCCGAGGAGCUGGCAGUGCAAAGCAGCACCAAAGUGGAGCUCCUCAAACAGACUCAACCUAGCCAUUAUGCGGGAGAAACGGAAGGGGACACUCGAGGUGCCCAGGACCAAAUCAGCCAGAGUAGUCCUGUUCUGAAGGCCCCUAGUAGCCUUGACGAAGCUAGCAGCUCAGAGUCUGAGACGAAUGAUUAUCCUGAACUAACCAAUACAGAUAUCCUGAGCGAAUUGGCUUCUCUGGCAUGUCCUGGACCUCAGUUAUUAGAUCAGCAUUCGGAAUCCCACCAUCAGCUGCUAGAAAGCCAAGAGGCUGAGUCAAGGUCACAGUUAAUUGGCUCACAGUCUCUAGAACACCAACCCCAGCUAGUAGAUUCUAAGUCUCUGGAGCCACCUCCAGAACCGUUGGCCCUGCAGACAGUGGAUCCCUUGCCUGCACCACUGGGGCUGCAGCCUCUAGAACCUCUGGAGCUUCAGAAUUUAGAGCCUCUUUCUGAGACACUAUCUCUCCAAUCCCUAGAACCCCUUUCUGAGCCUCUGGGGCUCCAGUCUUUAGGGACCCUGGACCACCAGUUGCUUGAUUCCCAGUCCCAGCUCCUGGAUGCAGAGGCCCAGCUGCUUUCCCCUUUGCCCAAGUUGCUAGACUCUCAGCCCCAUCUGGGAAGACAGGAGUCUUCAGGAGAACACCCGCUACAACCUGGAGGCCGCCUUGGAGGCUGCUCCUUAAGAGGAGUAGUAAGGCGAGGGGCUGGGCGGGGAAGGGAUGAUCACAGGAAAUAUGCUCUACGGAGAACAGAUAAACCAAAGAUACUCUGUCGGCGGCGUCGGGGAGGCCGAGGGCAGCGAACAGAGAUUGUCACUGACAGGCAAGUCCUCCCCAUGGCUGUACCAAUGGAGGUGGUCAUGGCACGGCCAGAAGAAGCCAGGAUGGCAGUGACCACCAUUACAGCAAAUGAAGUAGCAGAUCCCAUUGUUUCCCCUUUGGAGUCAGAAGAUGGCCAGAAGGCUACUGCCCUCCUGAAUCCCCCAAAGCCCAAAUGCCGUGGCAUCCGUCGGAUGGUGGUCAAGAUGGCCAAGAUUCCCGUCUCUCUUGGGAGGAGGAACAAGACAACGUACAAAGUGUCCUCCCUCAACAGUAGCUUGAAUGUAGAGGGCAAAGAGGUUGCCAUCUCCCAUUCUCUAGAGCCCACCCCACUGCUGAAGAUGAAAAACAAUGGCCGGAAUGUGGUGGUGGUUUUUCCUCCAGGAGAAAUGCCCAUCAUCCUGAAGCGCAAGAGGGGAAGGCCUCCCAAAAACCUGAUGCUUGGGCCCUGCAAACCUAAGGAGCCUGCCCCAGAAGUGAAGAAACGGAGGCGGAGGAAACAGAAAUUGGCUUCCCCACAGCCCUCUUAUGUUGCAGACACCAAUGACAGUAAAGCGGACUAUUCAGAUGUCCUGGCCAAGCUAGCCUUUCUCAACCGCCAGAGCCAGUGCUCCGCUCGUUGCUCCCCACCCCGCUGCUGGACCCCAACUGAGCCUGACUCCAUCCACCAGGCUCCUGACACUCAGAGCAUCUCCCACUUUUUGCACCGAGUACAAGGCUUCCGCAGACGAGGCGGCAAAGGAGGCGGGUUUGGGCGUGGAGGGAGCCACUCCGCCCGUUCCUCCCGUUGCUCCUUCAGCGAUUUCUUCGAAGGCAUUGGCAAAAAGAAGAAGGGGGUUCUGGGGACGGCCAUGCAUGUCGACCCAACUCAUCCCCGGAAAAGAGGCCGUCCAGAGCCGGACUCCAUGGAGAAGCCCAAAAGAAAGAGGCGAUCUCGCAAAAAUGGGGUCUUGUUUCCUGAGCAGAACCCUAACCAGAACUUCAGUGAUGGGUCCUCAGAAUGGUGUGGAGAAAAAGAAAGUCUUUGGAUGUCCCACCAAGGACACCUUUCCAGUCAAGCCAAUAGGAAUUGCAGCUACCAAGGCAGCGAUUCCCGAACCUUCCACUCCUCAACCGUGGAGUCAAGUUCCUCAAGCCGAACUGGUUUUUAUGGGGGGAGCAAUCCAUCAUCCCAGUCUGAACUCAGUCAGGAAAGGCAGAGCCUUUUCACGGGCUAUUUCCGUUCCCUGUUGGAUUCCGAUGACUCCUCUGACCUGUUGGAUUUUGCCCUCUCCAACUCUCGCUCUGCUUCACGGAAAUCCUCCACCACAUAUACAGCCCCACCCAAUGCUAUUGCAACCCAGAGAGGCAUGGCGUCUUACUCAAGCCGGGGUGGGAAAGCCACACCCUCUUCCACCACCACAACUGCCCCGAGCGAGGUGCCCUUCCACACAGUCAGCCGGCAGUCAUUCCCUCCCAACCGAGCAACAGGUUACAACCUGUCCCAGGCUGCUUCGGAGUGCCGUGACCCAGAUGCCUUCCAGAAGCUGGCAUCUCUCUCGGCUGUCUCCAGGUCUCCCACUACUCACUCCACCACAGCCUCCAACUAUGCACAAUAUGGCAACUAUGGCAGUACCGGAGGACAAAGUGUGACUCCUGCCAGCUUGUUUCAGCAAGGGAAGUCCUACCACGCCACCCAAGACUGUCCCAACAACAAGGACUGCAGCUUCACCUACAGCGGUGGCAAUAGCCUGCCUUCCUCCCCAAGCAGUGCCCACAGUGUCAGCUACACCCAGCAGACUACAGGGCCCAGCAUGUCCCUGAGUAAGCCCUCUUUCUUCAACAGCUCUGAUCCCAGCCAGUUCUCCAGCUCCUCUCACACCCCCAUGAGGUGUGACAGCCGGGCAAGCACUGUAUCGCCAGGGGGUUACAUGGUCCCUAAGAGUUCAAUCCCCUUCCAGCCCUCACCAGAGAACUGUAGGCAGUUCCCUAGUGCCUCUCAAUGGGCUUUCCGGCAAAGCUACGGUCUGGACUGGAACUCUGAGUCCUUCAGUCAACUCUACAACCCGGGCUUUGACUGCCACAUCAAUGAACCCAACGUCAUCCUAGACAUCUCCAACUAUACACCCCAGAAGGCCAAGCAGCAGACAGUCUCUGAGACCUUCUCCGAAUCCUCCUCCGACAGUACCCAGUUCAACCAGCCAUCCGGCUACAGGAGGGCCAACAGUGAGGCUUCGUCUAGUGAAGGGCAGUCCAGCCUCUCAAGCUUGGAGAAGCUGAUGAUGGACUGGAAUGAGUCUUCUUCAGCCCCGGGUUAUAACUGGAACCAGAGUGUUUUAUUCCACAGCAACUCCAAGCCAGGACGGGGCAGGCGAAAGAAAGUGGACAUAUUUGACACUGCCCAUCUCAGUUUCUCCACGGGGGGCUACCCUUCCAAGCGAGGGACCGGUGCUCGGCAGCCACGGGGUUCCCGAGGUGCCUGUGCCUCCAAAAAAGAAAGAGGCACAGGCAAAGCAAAGUUCCCCACCAAAUCCCAGCCGGUGAACCCGCUGUUUCAAGACAGCACAGAUUUGGGACUAGACUACUACAGCGGGGACAGCAGCAUGUCCCCGUUGCCUUCACAAUCCCGGAGCUUUGGGCUCAGCGAACGCGAUCCUUGUGACUACACCGGGCCCUACUCCAUGAAUCCUUCCACGCCUUCGGACGGCACCUUUGGGCAAGGGUUCCAGAGUGACUCCCCCAGCCUGGGGCAGACGGACUUGGAGAGCAAGCAUUUCCCCACCCUGCCCCACCAGCUGGCUGCCCCUCAGCAGGCGGUGUUCGAAGCCAGCUUGCAGAAAGCUUUCUCGCCCAACUGCUCCCCCACCCUGGCCUUCAAAGAGGACUUGCGGCCCAGUGACCUCCGGAAGCUUCCGGCCUGCGACUCGCUCAAACACGGCCUCGCCGGGGUGGCCGGCUUGCCCCACUCGGCCACCCACAUGGCCUGCCGGGACCUCUCCAUGUCUCAGCCGCACUAUGAUUCUCCCAGCUGUAAAAACCCCAGCUAUUGGUAUUCGCCCACUGCCAGCACCCGCAGCCCUCCCUAUGACAACAAAGCCGGCGUGGGCAUGCUGGUAGACUUCAUGGGGAGGAGCCCCGAGGCUUCCUGCCUCAACCCCCAUUUGACCAGCCCCGCCAGCAGCAACCCUUCCAAGAGCGAGAAGGAGCCCAUGGACAUGGCAAGGGCUCAUCACCGAGGAGCCUAUAUUUGCCCCUUGAUGAAUGACUUAAAUAUCUCCCCGGUCCCAAGAGACUCGAUGCUGCCGCUGCAGGACAACUAUAGGUACCCCAGCUUUGCACCCCAAGGGCACCCAAUCAUGACCGCACCCCAGAAGAGCGGGUUUUUGGGUCCAAUGCUAGAACAGCAUCCCGAGGACACAUUCACAGUCACCUCCUUGUAGUGUCAUCUGAAGUGCCAACCAGACACGAGGUUUUGUUUCAGGAGCUACUUUAGCAGCACUUUUCUCUGGAACACUUUUCAAGUUCUGUAUUUAAUGGAAGUCAAAAACAAAACAAAACCCCCACCACCACACACGCACACACUCACAUGCACACACGUAUGACACAAAAAAAACCACCUCCUUUUUGUUUGUUCGCUCAUUUCUCGGUUGGUUCAUUUGUUUUUUUUUUUUCUAAGAAAACAAAACAAAACACACAAAAAAAGAAAAGAGAAAAAGAAAGAAAAGAAGGAGGGGAAAGGAGACAGAGGCGAACACCCUCCCCCCAUAUCCCUUUCUUUAAUAACAAAGACGGAAAGUGGGGGAAAAAGAAAAUAUGAUGGGGGGAAAAAUCAAUCAACUUGCUUUCUUUGAUUACGGCACCGGGAAGCAGGGGGUCAUUUUUUGAAGCAGACUUUCGGGAGCUCUCUCAACCUCUACAGCCCAGCAAAAAGACAAUCGGAAAACCUUGCAGAUGAUGCCCAAGUCAAGUGGCCGACUGGAGGCCGCCAUGCCUCUCACUACCCACCCACCCAUCCACCCGCAGCAUGCAGACGAGAAACACUCCAGAAGGCAACGGACAGAAACCAAGGACAGCCAGAGGGAAGGGGACAUUCAUUUUUGCUUCUUCUUCUUCUUUUUUUUUAAAAAAAUGGUGGGGCGGAAGGUAUUGGGGAGGGAGAACUCUAUGAUCUUUGAACGCCAAUGAAAACUCAUCAAGGAAGACUGAAGAUGGAGCAUUCUCUUCCUUCGUCACCACUUCCUCCUUUCCCUUAAGCCUCCCUCCUUUUUUUUUCCAGAUUUCUUUAUUAUUUUUUUUCUUCCCAGUGGUUGGUUGGUUGGUUUGCCUUUUUUUUUUUUUACAAAAAAAGGAAAAGAAAAAAAAACUUUGUUGCUUAAUUUCUUUGGGAAACCCGGAAGAUUUUUACAAGUCUAUGAAUCAAUCUCGGAGACCACCACCUACUCCCAUUUCUGUUACCCAAAGGAAGAAGAUCCCUGUCUUCUCACCACCCUUGUUAUAAGCAUGCAACACACCGGCUCCUUGUGACCUGUUACUUUGUUGGAAUGGGAUGGGAGACGAGAGAUCUACCAGCGAAGAUCACCACCACCACCACCACCGACCAAGAGAUUCCAGCAAGACCACGGAAGACUUGCAUCGCCUUUUGGGGCACUCUCCCCACACUACUCUCUGUGUGGCCCCCGCUCCUCUGUUACUGCUCCUCUCUGCCCCCUUAGUGCCAGAUGGAUCUGACUGGGAGAAGCUCGCAAGCAUGUCUUCUCCAUCGGAAGGAAGGAGGGGAGGGAGGGUUGAGGGAAACGGGCCUUUUCUAUCUGCACAAAACCAGCAAUUGUAAAUACUUUUCAAAAAUGUAAAAAAGAAAAGAAAAAUUACAAAAGAGCAAACACCACCAAGAUGUAUCCUCCCAUUCAUACACACACGCACACACACAUACAUUCAAAAUCUGAAAUGUUUUGAAGACAAAUAAUAAUAAUAAUAAUAAUGGAGAAGAAGAAGGAAAAAAAAAAAAGGCGGCCAGAGAGUCAAAGCAGGAGAGAAGCUAAUUGUGUCGGAUAUGCACUGAGAAAUCUUAUUUGCAGAUUGACAAAAAAAAAAAGUAACAAGAACCUAUUUAUUGUAUAUAAUGUUUUAUUAUAAAUCGUGAAUUGUAUAUUG